AUGUCCCGUCGGAAACAGACCACCCCCAACAAAGUGCGCUGGAGGCACGUCUUUGCCGGCUUGGAGGAGCGCACGCGGCAGGCCAUGAUGCGGAGGGACUUCCCCGGCCUGCUUGGGGAGCAGCAGCCGUUCCGAGAGCAGGACUCCAGCAGCAGUGACAGCGAGGGGGACGAAGAGACGACCCAAGACGAGGUCUCCUCCCCUGCAUCGGAGGAAGACAGUGCGCUGGCACAAGUGAAGCAGGAGCUGGAGCCGGAUGAGCCGCUGGGCUCCCCCACGCGGGGGACUCUGGACCAGGAGGCAAGUUUGGAUUUGCAUGUGAACCCAGAUGCCCUGACGCGGGGACUCUCUCGCUGUCCCCUCUGCCAGCUGGAAUGCGGGAGCCGGGAGCACCUCGUCACUCAUGUCUAUCAGCACACAGCGGCCGUGGUCAGCGCCAAGAGCUACCUGUGUCCCGUCUGUGGCCGAGCACUCAGCUCCCCGGGCUCCCUGGGCAGGCAUCUUCUCAUCCACUCUGAGGACCAGCUGUCCAACUGCGCAGUGUGUGGGGCGCGCUUUACCAGCCAUGCCACGUUCAACAGUGAGAAGGUGCCAGAGGUGUUGUGUGCAGAUGCCCUGCCCAUUCCUCUGCCCAAAGGGUCUUCUGGGGCUGAAGAGAAGACCCCUGCUCUUAGCUCCCCGGUGUAUCCUGCUGGUAUCCUCCUGGUGUGUAACAGCUGCGUGGCCUACCGCAAGCUCCUGGAGGCACAGUCGCCGGGCGUGCGCAAGUGGGCCUUGCGAAGGCAGAACGAGCCCCUGGAGGUGAGGUUGCAGCGAUUGGAACGAGAGCGCACCGCCAAGAAGAGUCGCCGAGACAACGAAUCGCCUGAGGAGCGAGAAGUGCGGCGCAUGAGGGACCGUGAGGCCAAGCGUUUGCAGCGCAUGCAGGAGACGGAUGAGCAGCGAGCACGCCGGCUGCAACGGGACCGGGAAGCUAUGCGCCUGAAACGUGCCAACGAGACCCCGGAGAAACGGCAGGCGCGGCUCAUCCGUGAGCGGGAAGCCAAGAGGCUGAAGCGGCGGCUGGAGAAGAUGGACAUGAUGCUGCGGGCCCAGUUUGGCCAGGAUCCCUCGGCAGUGGCUGCCCUGGCAGCAGAGAUCAACUUCUUCCCGCUGCCUGUGAGUGGCGUGGAGCUGGAUGGCCAGCUGCUCAGCAAAAUGGCCUUUGAGGAGCCGAGCCCUGGCACCCUGCAUGGAGCUGCUCCCUUGGACAAGACUGCUGGCAGCCCGGGAGCUGCCUUGGUGGUGGUGAUGGCUGCAGGGAUCCACGCUGGGCCCAGCUACGGUGGAUGGUGUGAGCUGCUCCAGGCCCGGCUACAGCAGCAGCGGACCCCAGGAGCAGCUCCCAGACACUGCUGCUGCCGCAGUGGGGCUCAAAGGAAGCAGCCAACAACAAAAGAAAGCAAAGCUUGA
Molecule: messenger RNA, 1452 nt
Organism: Euleptes europaea (tarantolino)
Lineage: Eukaryota; Metazoa; Chordata; Lepidosauria; Squamata; Sphaerodactylidae
Gene: ZNF821
Product: zinc finger protein 821
Exons: 8
Coding region: 1-1452 (483 amino acids)
Biological process (GO): regulation of transcription by RNA polymerase II
Molecular function (GO): DNA-binding transcription factor activity; RNA polymerase II cis-regulatory region sequence-specific DNA binding
Source: RefSeq, a predicted model, not a curated record